Xiphophorus couchianus (Monterrey platyfish) is the source of this 1514-nucleotide messenger RNA. RefSeq names its product von Willebrand factor A domain-containing protein 7-like. NCBI's taxonomy places the organism in Eukaryota, Metazoa, Chordata, Actinopteri, Cyprinodontiformes, Poeciliidae. The transcript is spliced from 3 exons. Bases 1090 to 1410 code for a protein of 106 amino acids. The record is from RefSeq and is a predicted model, not a curated record.
UAACACUUCAUUUGAUCGCACUGCAAAAACAAAAUCUGAUCAAGUUUUUCUGGUCUGGUUUCUACGGCAAAUGUUGUAGACAGAAUGACAGAAUAAUUAAGACAGAAUGACCUUAAAGUAACUUUUCAGCAAGAUACAGGAGCUUUUACAAAGUAAGUAAUAAUUGAUAUUGAUGAAAAAGUGGCAGAUAAGUUUACUUAUAACAUGACAGAAAUGUUUUCUUAUAAACGAAUUUAUCUGCCAAAAGAACCGGAACGUUUUCAUCAAUGAUCAAGAAUUAUUGGCUCCAAACGAGUUUCUGUCUUGCUGAUCAGUUCAGUUAUUUUGUCAGAUAUUUGCAGUAGAAACUCAAUCAGAUUUUGUGUUUUUGCGUCAGAAACAUGAAGGAGUUUUUGUGACUGUGGUAAAUGAUGACAUUUUUAAAGUGUCAUUAUUUACCAAAUGACAACAGUUAGUCACACAGUUCUGAUCAUUUUCCUUAAAGUUCAUUUUCUUUGUGAUUAUCUGAUAAUAAUCGGACUUAUCUUUUGCUUCACUUCCAUGUUUUCAUCAGAGACUCAGUCGGUUUGGGAACAUUGAUUUUUUAGCAGCUGUUUGUUGGCGGAUUUUAACUGUAAAUAUUCAGCGUUUAAAUAAGAGCCUGAAGUGAAACUCUGUUGUUCCUCAGAUCCAAACUGCAUCCAGUUCUGCAGCAGCUGGAACAGAUCACGUUUGACGCUUGCGGUCCUUGCAGCUCCACCAUGGCAGUCGGAGCCUCUCUUCGCCUCCUGGCAGCGUUGAUUCUCACCCUCCCAGGUUUCGCUCAGAGCUUCAUGCCGAACUCUUUCUUCUCCUGGACGCUGAGUCAUCGUGACAUCACCCAGUUCGCGAUUCUGAGGAAAACAGCCGAGGUUUGCCGGGACGUUGCUGCUGCAGAGAGCAGAAGCUUCACUUUGGAGGUGACUGAACUGGAAGUGGUCUUCUUCUGCUCAAACAUCCUCAACAUGAUCUGAGUUUCACUUUUGCCCCCAGAUAACCGACACACUGUCGGUUAACAAAGUCCAAACGGCCUGCUCUGUCCCGCUGCCCGGCUUCCCCGUCUCCAGCGAGAUGCUCCAAGCUGCAAUCAACAGCGUUCACGGCAGCAGCGACGCCCUGCGGUCACCAGACCCGGCCUUCCACUUCCACAGCGAGGCCUUCCUCACCGGCAGGGACCUCAUCACUCAAGGAUUGUCGUCUCUAAAAGCUUCUGUGAAGGAGCAAAACUUUCAGGCAGCCAGAAACACUCUUGGAAGAAUCUGUCACACCCUCCAGGACUUUUACAGCCACAGUAACUGGGUGGAGUUGGGAAGAACCGCAGCUUACAGCGCUCUGAUCAGACCAGAUCAGCCUCUGGAGAACCUGGCAGGUAAAACGCUGCAGGGAAUCUAAAGCAACAGACAUGGAAGUUUAACAAAUCUUCAAUUAAAGUAAAGAACAUGAUAAAUAACCAGCUUUCUGAACGCAUCAGGUCCUGAUGUUCCAACCUGUAAGAG